Molecule: messenger RNA, 1657 nt
Organism: Lactuca sativa (garden lettuce)
Lineage: Eukaryota; Viridiplantae; Streptophyta; Magnoliopsida; Asterales; Asteraceae
Source: RefSeq, a predicted model, not a curated record
CUGUUUAUUUAUUACUGGAUAAAAUUGAUAUCGGAAAGCUCCAAUUGACAAAACACAGGUGCCGGCAAUCUACAUAAAACACACAUAAAAAUCCAAGGACAGGAAAAGCUAAAUUGAUGAAGCAAGUAUUUCGGAAGGCUCAUCUCACCAUUAAUGGCGUCGUCGUCGCCGUUCAUGACGGCCGCUGCGUCGUCAUUUCGGUUACCGUCGCUCUCUUACCGCCAAUAUUGUACUCAUUCAUUAAUCUCAUCCAACAGUUCAAAAUCCGAACCGAAACUGUGUACGUUCACUUUGAGACGUUUCUCGCUCGAAACAUCUCGCUUCUCAUCGUCGGAAAACAUACCUACACUCAAUCGAAGUGUAGUGGCUAGCUCUAAUUUGAGAUUCCCUCUGAUAUCGCCUAAUGACCAUUGGGGCAUAUGGACUGCUCUCUUCGCCACUGGUGCUUUUGGUCUAUGGUCAGAGAGAACCAAGAUUGGGGGGAUGAUUAGUGCUGCACUUGUGAGCAUCUUGUUGGGCCUUGCAGCCAGUAACAUGGGGAUUAUUCCUCACGAAGCACAUGCUUACUCUAUUGUGAUGGAAUUCAUUCUUCCUUUGACAAUCCCAUUGAUGCUGUUCAGAGCUGAUAUGCGCAAUGUGAUAAAAUCAACUGGGAAGCUCCUCUUGGCCUUUUUGAUUGGAUCAGUUGCAACCACAUUUGGAACACUAGUAGCAUUCUUGAUUGUUCCUAUGCGAUCACUAGGUCAAGAUAGUUGGAAGAUUGCUUCUGCUCUCAUGGCCAGUUAUAUAGGAGGAGCUAUAAACUAUGUUGCAGUAUCAGAUGCACUUGGUGUUUCUCCAUCUGUUGUUGCUGCAGGUGUAGCUGCAGACAAUGUUAUAUGUGCGAUUUACUUCAUGGUGUUGUUUACAUUAGGCUCUAAAAUUCCUUCAGAGGCUUUACCACCAACCAAAGAUCCGAGAAAUAAUUUGGAAGGCAAUGUGGCCACAAUACAAACAGCUACUGCACUUGCUGUUUCUUUUGCAAUCUGCAAAGUUUCAACACAUAUCAUUCAAGUUUUAAAAUUGCCAGGUGGCACUCUUCCAGCAAUUACUGCAACUGUUGUGAUUUUGGCAACUUUACUUCCAAGACAAAUUGGUUACCUGGCACCUGCUGGUGAUGUUGUUGCUGCAAUUUCAAUUCAGGUAUUUUUUGCUGUAUUGGGUGUGAGUGGGAGCAUAUGGAAUGUUAUCAUGGUUGCUCCAAGUGUGUUUGUGUUUGCCUUUAUUCAAGUCACAGUGCAUCUUAUUGUGAUUCUUGGACUGGGAAAGUUACUCAGAUUAGACCUAAAGUUACUACUUUUAGCAUCAAAUGCUAACAUUGGAGGUCCUACAACAGCAUCUGGGAUGGCAACAGCCAAAGGUUGGGGCUCUUUGGUAAUUCCUGGAAUUCUUGUGGGUAUAUUUGGAAUUUCAACCGCAACAUACCUUUCCUAUUUCUUUGGAACUUUUGUUCUCAAAAGCAUGUCAGGGUUUCUGUAACAUUUUGGCUAUCAACUGUCUGCGAUUUCUUGUUCCUAAACUUCUAAUUAUGCUCUCGAUAGGUGACUAAGCAUCUAGAAAUUUCAUACAGUAUUAUUAUCAAACAAGUGGAGGACUUUCACAUAGGAUUAUCAUCAAA